Aspergillus homomorphus CBS 101889 is the source of this 416-nucleotide messenger RNA. RefSeq lists its product as uncharacterized. The record is from RefSeq and is a predicted model, not a curated record. The coding region runs from base 66 to 287 and encodes 73 amino acids. The transcript has a single exon. NCBI's taxonomy places the organism in Eukaryota, Fungi, Ascomycota, Eurotiomycetes, Eurotiales, Aspergillaceae.
AUCCGUGAUACGAUCUCCAUCUAGGUCCAUUAGUAGAUGUCAGCCUUACCCCUCAGGCUCAAUCAAUGAUGCUAUCAUUGCCAUGGUUAUCUAUUUCACAGGGAUUAUUAGAUGGUCGAUCUGGAUCUUGGUGCGGUCCAUCCUUUUGCUGGGCUAACUGUCGAUCCGUUCGUUGUACAUCAUCUUUUUGGUGCAUGCAUGCAUUUUGGGCUAAACCCCCGUUCCCCGCCCGUGAGAAUACAGGCCUCCAGGGUUGUCUCUGUGUUGCCUGCCUAUUAGUUAGUUAGUAGUUUUAUUACAGGCAUGAAUCUCGCUUAGAUCAGCUGGGUUUAUUCUCUUCCUCCUCCUCUUCUUUUUCUCAGUCCAUUGUACUGGGACACGACGAGGGAUGAGGUUGCGCCACACUUGCUAUGAAC